GACUGGAACCCAGAGGCAGGGCGGCCAGAUGCGGGGCACCAGGGCCCAGCAAUCGGGCCAGGGUGGGUACGGAGCCUGCCUGCUGGCUGCUCUGCUCUGGCUCAGCCUCUUGCCCCAGCAUGCUCAGGCCGCUGACCCUGCCAACACCACCAGCACUAUAAAUAAAACGACCACGAGGACUACUCUACCCCUGUCUGAGAUAUGUGGCAGGACCAAAUUCCAAGGGAAGAUCUUUGGCGGUCAGAUGGCUGCGCCUGAGCGGUGGCCGUGGCAGGUCAGUCUGCGUUUAUAUGGCAGACAUAUCUGUGGAGCAGUUCUCAUCGACAAAAACUGGAUAGCCGGUGCUGCCCACUGCUUCCAAAGGUCUCACAACCCAAAUGACUACCAGGUCAGGCUAGGCUACACCAAGAUGAGCAGUCCCACCAAGUACAGCAGGGAGCUGUCAGUGUACAAGCUCAUCGUUCACAAAGACUACGACAAAUUCCACCGCCAGGGAAGUGACAUUGUCCUGAUGCAGCUGGAAUCGCCUGUGGAGUUCAGUUCCCACAUCCUCCCAGCCUGUGUCCCAGAUAAAAACACAAAAAUCCCUAAAAAAAAGGCCUGCUGGGCAAGUGGCUGGGGGAAUCUCAGAGAGGAUGUGCGCCAACCUUUACCUGACGACCUCUAUGAAGCAGAGCUCAUCCUUAUGGACAAUGAAGAGUGUAAAAUGUUUUUCCCAAGACCAUCACCUGGUGACACUAAGAGCUACUACAUUUAUGAUGAUAUGGUGUGCGCUGCUGACUACUCAAUGACAAAAUCUAUAUGUGCAGGAGAUUCUGGGGGCCCCUUCGUCUGCUUUCUGGAUGGCUCCUGGUACGUGGUGGGGCUGACCAGCUGGAGCUCGUCAUGUGAAAACCCGAUCGUCAGCCCCAGUGUCUUCGCCAGGGUCUCCUACUUUGACAACUGGAUUAAAGAACACAAGCAAGCAUCACCUGAUCCAAAGCCCAAGGAGCCUGACAGCCCCCCUGACCAUCCAAGACCACCUUAUAAGCCAAAACCCCCUCUUGGUGGGUAUGAAUGGGACAGUAACAAAGACCAAGGCACCGUCAUCAAGCCGGUGGUCUGCAUGGCCAUGCUGUCUUCUCUGGUCCUCCUCCUGCAGCUGAUUUUGUUGAGGAACCUCUGAAGGAACCACGGGGCCUUGGACGGCCAGCAUAGCCUGUAAGUCCACUGAGUAUUGUCCCCCACGAUUCCAUCCGCAGGCUCAUCUGUCCAUCUGAGGCCACACACUUGCCCUAGGUCAGACCAAACUUAAAAAGAAGAAGAAGAAAUAAAAGCAAAAAACAA
Molecule: messenger RNA, 1326 nt
Organism: Mesocricetus auratus (golden hamster)
Lineage: Eukaryota; Metazoa; Chordata; Mammalia; Rodentia; Cricetidae
Product: serine protease 40
Exons: 5
Coding region: 29-1165 (378 amino acids)
Biological process (GO): proteolysis
Molecular function (GO): serine-type endopeptidase activity
Source: RefSeq, a predicted model, not a curated record